AUGGGUGUUCACGGUCUAUGGCAACUUCUCGAUUCGUUCGGGGUGGUUGUGCAGCCAGAUGAAUUGAAGGGCAAGCGCGUGGCGAUCGACGCCAGCAUCUGGAUUGCACAGUUUCGCGCCCGCGUCGCCCCGGGCGAGGACACGGAGCACAAGGUGCUCGAAGGCUUUCUGGCACGCAUACUGAAGCUCUUCUUCUACGACAUUCGUCCCGUCUUUGUGUUUGAUGGCCCGGCAUCGUCGUCGAAGGGUGCGGAACAUUACCGUCGCACGAUGCAGCGGGCAAGGAAUGCGCAGGCUCUCGUGAAGCGCAGGGCGCGCCAGAUACUAGUGGCUCAGGUCGCUGCUGGCACGCUGGAUGUAGAGGAUCUGAAGGCGGCCAUGUCGAGUGGUGCACGUGCGGAGAAAAAUGCUCUGAGGGCGGAGAAAGACUCCGAUGCGGCGGUACCUUCAAUGGCUGCCAGCACUGCGGAAGGAGCCGGUGUCUCCAAGACCGUACCCCACGGUGGUGGCACAGACCAUGCGCUGAGUGCGACGGGCAGCACACGCGGCAGCGCCAUUCAUGCUGGAAAGCGGCCCAGAGAGGUCUUGGAGGAGGUGCUGCCGCUGCCAAGACCGCACCGCCGCCGACUCUGCCUCAGAAAACGCCGUCUCGCUCCUGACACCGUUUCCGCGGCGAUUACGCAGAGUUUCCUGAGGGAUGUGGAGGGCCUCCUGGAGGAGCGCACGCGGCAUGAGGCCUGUGUCCUGCACAACGCUUUGCAGAACACCAGCACCUCACUCUUUAUGGGCCCGCGUCGUGCCGUCGACGAAAAUUCUGAGGACGUGGCCCGUGUGAUUACCUCAGGGCAUCUACCGCCGCUGCGCCCAAACUGCACUGCCGCCGUGGUAUUAGUGUCCGAAGAUUCGCAAGAAGGAAGAGACGAGAGGGGCUGUGUCGUCAUUAGUGACAGCGAGAGGGACGCCGAGGCGGUCUCGAGUGCCAGCUGCGCCGUCGCCUCAACGGACGGUGAAGAGGGUAGCGAUGUGGAAGAGGUUGUCCUGGUGGACAAGGCGGGCGGCUCAUAUCGCGCGGACGCUCCGGAAGGAGAGCGUUCGUUGCCGUCGUCUGCCUGUUUGCCGUCGGCGGCGACAGCGAUGCUGCAAAGCGGAGACAUGACGCGGUUUCUGAAUGCGCUGUCUCAGUCAACGUGUACCCCGCUGCCUGAGCGGAUGCCCCCCACUAUUGCUUCGGAGAGGAUACCAUCGGUACUGCCAUCAUCAUCAUCCUCUGCCGCCCUAUCUGUGAGCGCAGAGGAGUGCAUUGCCACUGAUUCCGGUAGUAGCAGUGCGAGCAGCAGCAAGAGUCCCGCCUUUCCCAGCGACGGCAGCUCUGAGGAGGCAGACACCUUUACCAAUGGCAGCGAUGGCGAUGACAAUGACGGGGCCGAGUUCGCGUGGGAGCCGUUCACGCAGCGACGGCAUCUCACCCCGCUUCCGCGUCAGCAGGAGCAGGAGAGCGAGUCCCACCCACACUCAUCGUGCUCGACAGCUGCUCAGAUGACCACUGCGCCCUUUGCUGAGCCACCGCGCACCGACGCAGCUACGGUGAGAAAAGAAGACGAAGAUGACGGCGACUACACUCCGGUGAAGGCUGUUCAAGUGUUUUCACGGUGUCGCACAGCGCCGGUGCCGCUGCCUAUGGUUGGUUCAAUCAGCAGCAGCGGUGAGGGUGAGAAGGGCGACGACACUAUUCCAGUGUCGGCGCCUCAUCAUCCAAACACUGUGAAGGGCGCCGUCUCAGAAGUGGCAGGCGCCCCUCACUGUAGAAGCGCCGAAGUGCACAGCUCUUCCACCGACCGCACAGGCUCGCUGGGUGGCGUACCCCCUCGUGGGGGAGGCGCCGCGCGGACCAACCGAGUCGUCAUCCCUUUUGAACUACUCAAUGUGGUGGAGCUGCUGGACUGCUGCGGGGUGCCGUAUGUGCUGAGCCCAGCAGAGGCAGACGCCCAGUGUGCCUUCUUGGCUCGGUGCGGUCUCGUGGAUGCCGUUUUCACGGAGGAUAGCGACGUGCUGGUACAUGGCGCGACGACCGUGCUGCGCGGCUUUUUCGCCCAGUCGAAGAAUGUCGUCGCUUACGAGCAGACACAUCUGUCGGCGUGCGGCAUCACAAAGACCGUGCUUGUGGCACUCGCCUCUCUUCUCGGGUGCGACUACACGGAAGGGGUCUGUGGCAUUGGUCUCGUGGGUGCACUGGAGGCCUUGGUCGUGGCCUGGACCACCGCGGAAAAUGCGGAGGCUGGUGCCGCGUCCUCCUCAGCGGUCUUACACCUGUUGCGGCGCUGGGCCCUGCUUGUUCAGCGGCCUCCGCGUUCGUGGCAAGAUGUAGAUGACCACAUGACCAUCCUGCAGUUCGCGCUCCUCCAGGCCGCCGUGGCGCAGUGGCGCACGCUGGAGCAACGUGCGUGCUUUCCAGAAGCGCAUGCUGUGGAGGCCUUCUUCGACGCCAAAGUCGAUUUGGACACGACCCCCUUCCAGUGGCGCCCACCAGACUGGCAGCGGAUUCGCGUGUUCGCCGGGGCGCUUGGAGCAUUGAGCUCGCCUUGGCUCGUGCAGAGAUACGAGCUCGCGCGCAAGGAGUGCCUGCGGCGCGAGGAGACGGCGGCGAAGGAUCGUGCGUCACGGACUGCUGGCCAGCGGCGGCUGACAGAGUAUGGCGUGCAGGAGCGAGUGCGCGCCAGGUGGGCAUUUCAGAGGCAACCUCCCAAGCACGCCGCGGCCCUCGCCAAGCUGCGCGCUGUGCAGCAAAUGCAGUGA
Molecule: messenger RNA, 2793 nt
Organism: Leishmania mexicana MHOM/GT/2001/U1103
Lineage: Eukaryota; Euglenozoa; Kinetoplastea; Trypanosomatida; Trypanosomatidae
Product: putative DNA repair protein RAD2
Exons: 1
Coding region: 1-2793 (930 amino acids)
Biological process (GO): nucleotide-excision repair
Cellular component (GO): nucleus
Molecular function (GO): 5'-flap endonuclease activity; single-stranded DNA binding
Source: RefSeq, a predicted model, not a curated record